AUGCUUGAAUUGAUCCUCUUCAUAGGUGCUCUAGCGUCUACCCUGGCUUUUGCUUCGGCAAGUUUAAUCAGAAUCUGCAGCACGCGAGCUAAAGUCCCGAUACCAGUGAUAGUCCCGAUCCAAACCAAAGUCAAGGAAAAGAUCGACGAGAACGAGAAUGUCUCAAAAUAUCAAGCUUUGAGAAAUCUACGAGAUCAACAUGAAGUGGCCGCUGUUAUGUCAAGACUAGUUGAUGAGGACGGUGCAGGAGCUUGGCCACCGAAUGCAAAUCAUGAUUCGUGGCCCAUGGCUCUUCGUCCAUACAAAGAUAUUUACUUCCAGCUCAUUCCGCUUCUUUCCGCGGCUCCGCCUUCGCUAGAUGAUGAUACCAACAAUGAAAGACGCGAAAAAUAUCGAUCUAUGAUGCGCAAGUCGUUGAUGGAGCGGAUCAAUGUUCCCCAAGUUGUGGCCAUCAUGGCUGCAGUUGAAGCUGGUAAUUGGGAUCUCUUUCCCAGAGAUGCAUACAAUGGUUUUCUAUUGCUAUGGGCAACCAUUCCUGUGGUCAAAGUAGCACAAUUAGAGAAAAUCGUCGAGUUCCCAUCUGAACUCGACGCGCCGUGGCCAUAUCUUCAGCGAAACUUCGGUGUCGAUGCCGAUGCAAGAAACAAUACGUCAAACGUCUUGCUUAACUUUAAUACGAGAGGAGAAAGGAUUUAUAGAAUUAACGUCGGAAUGUCCGAACUGAUCCGAUCAUCCGAAGAAGUUUUCUUCCAAAUGUUCUAUGACCUUGAAGUUGUCGCUUUCCCCAUCUACCACGAAAUGGUUCUUUCAGUCCUAUCCUACAACUCAUCUUCCGCCAGCACCUGCCUCCCCCACCUCCGCACCAUCAACACGCGUCUCCGCGAUCUAUUCCUCGUCUUCUACGAAAAUCUCACCAAGUCCCGCGUCUCUCACUCCGUCUGGCUUUCCUACGUUCAGGGGUUCCAAGGAUGGGGCGUUGGAAAAAUCGUCAAUGGGGUAUAUGUGAAAUACGAUGGACUUUCUGGAAACCACGUCUUGUUCUUCCAAGCUCUAGAUGCGUUUUUGGGAAUGGAGAGAUAUUUGACAGAUGAAAAUAUGGAGAGAUAUAUACCAGUGAGACAACGAGAAUUGUGUUUAGUGCUUAAGAAGUAUAGUUUUGUGAGGGGAGCGAGGGAGAAAGGAGAAAGGGAAAUCGAAGAGGAGUUCGCGAAGAUGGUUAAUCAGUUGAAGUUGUUUCGAGCAGCUCAUCGCGCACGCGUAAUGUCGUAUCUCCAAGAGCCAGCUCCUGAACGUCUAGUAAUGACAGCUGGUAAAUCCGUUCUUGAGAACUCGAAUACUAAGAGUCUGGGUGAUGCGCUGAAGCCUUUGGAUGAUAUGCUAGCGGAUAGAUUGAAAGAAACAGCGAAUGUUGGAUCUAUCGGUGCUGGCGCUUGA
This is a messenger RNA of Botrytis sinoallii, 1434 nucleotides long. RefSeq lists its product as uncharacterized. The transcript is spliced from 4 exons. Gene Ontology annotation, biological process: 'de novo' NAD+ biosynthetic process from L-tryptophan. The record is from RefSeq and is a predicted model, not a curated record. Lineage: Eukaryota; Fungi; Ascomycota; Leotiomycetes; Helotiales; Sclerotiniaceae. Gene Ontology annotation, molecular function: metal ion binding; indoleamine 2,3-dioxygenase activity; heme binding. Gene Ontology annotation, cellular component: cytoplasm. The coding region runs from base 1 to 1434 and encodes 477 amino acids.